AUGCCGAAUAAGCUUAUUGGUUUCCUCGCUCAACUUGGGGCUCUUCUUUCAGCUGAACAAGAACCAAUUGGGCCUGAUUAUGCCAGACAAGAUGAGACAGUAAAGGAACUUGUAGAUUGGUCCACGUCCAAAGGCGGGUUCUUUCAUCCUCAUGUACAAAUCCGACGAUGGAAUCUCUCCGAUCCUACCUCAUAUUUCGGUGCCUUUCUCAAUGGGCCAGUGAAGAAGGAUGAUUUGCUCAUGAGAAUACCAGGAGACAUCAAGCUUCAGUUGCACACCGAUUUCUGGACGAACAGCUCUAUUGUCGAUGAAGUCGUAUGUGAAUUAGCGUGGCUUCUCAAGCAUGAAUACGACAAUGGAACCAAAAGCAUCUACAAACCCUAUAUCGACUACAUCAAAACUCAAUCAAAGCAUCAGAUUCCGGUCAUGUGGAGCACCAAAGGCAAAAAGCUGUUGGAAAAGGUUCAGGUCGAUAUUGAUUUGCGUGAUCUGAACGCGGAUGAAGACAGCGGAAGCCAUUUCCACAACUGGAUUGAUCAAUGGUAUGGUAGCGAGGACUGCCUCUAUGAUACAGAGACAGAUCAAGAACUAGAAAAAUGGUUCUUGGCAAUGGCACAACAACGAGGCUACGACUAUGCUCUUAUUCCAAUCUACGACAUGCUGAAUCACGAUCCAGGGAAUGUCAAUACCAUUACUCGUCCAUCCAUUUACGACACGAAUGGCUUUGGAGUAUACGCACUACGAGAUAUGGAAGCGGGAGAAGAAUUGCUGUAUGACUAUUACGAUUGUCCGGAUUGCAAGAGAUGCGAGACUUGUGGCUCGUCAUCUAGCUAUUGGGGAACACCCGAAAUGCUUCGGGAUUUUGGUUUUGUAGAAGCGCAUCCACACAAAUAUCAUUUCUAUGAAGGUGAACUGUCGGUGACGUUAAUAAUCGAUAAGGAUAGGGACGAUGGGUCCUAUAAAGUUUCUUGCACGAACAAGUGCCCAAGCACCAAGGAGAUUGAAAGGCAUUACAACAAACUCCUUCCUUUAUUGGAGAAGGACAUACUACCACUCAGCGAAACGUUACCAUCGGAUGAAUACUUUAUGAUUAAGAUGUACUAUGAUACUUUGGUGACCGACUUCAAGCAGUACCUGGACCACCCAGAGUCUGCGAUUGUCACUCGCGUCAAGUAUGAUACCCCCCCUGACAAAACAACUUUCGAAGCUACCACCACUGUCAGAACCAGUACAGCUGGAAAGGGAGCUGAUCUGUAG
Molecule: messenger RNA, 1257 nt
Organism: Cylindrotheca closterium
Lineage: Eukaryota; Bacillariophyta; Bacillariophyceae; Bacillariales; Bacillariaceae
Source: the annotation of a GenBank genome assembly